UCGAACGUGAACACAUUGACAACAUGGACAUUGAGCACAUCGUUCACGGGGAACACAACGUCCACCAUCAUGUUGAUGAGGCCAACUACCGCCCCAAGAACAAAGUCUUGUAUCAGGACAUCAUUGAUCUAGGACUUAGUGAGGAACAGCUCAAAGGUAUUGACUUGAACAAGCUCCUGGACCAGGAGAAAAGAGAAUUUGAAAACUGGCAGAGAGACGAGAUGGGCAAUGACGCCAAUGAUGCAUCAUACUGGCAGGAGCAGGUGCGAGACCUGCGCAAAGAAUAUCUUCAGAAAAUUUACUCCAAGAUACGAGAGCUCUCCCAGCCUGACCUUGACACUGCUGAAUGGGAUCAAGGUGACGACGACAUCCGGGGCAUGAAGGACCCUCAACAACUUCACGCGGGCGAGAGCGAGCUGGAGCACGAGAUGGAAAUGUGGGGUAGGACAGAGCCCAAGGAAAACAGGAAGGCUUACAAUGUUCUUCACGGGAGGAGAGGAAUGAACGAGGAGGAGGAGGGAGGACAGGGUGAGAACAAAAGUGACGAGGAGGCUGAAGAGGAAAGAACUCUUAACAUGUAGAUGAAACUUGAAGAAAAUUUAACUUGAUUCAGUUACAUUUGUUGUUUUUUUUUGGUAAAAAUUACUAAACAACAUAUCUGCAGAAGACAGCAGUUAUGCGAAAAAAAAAUAUGAUGAUGUGAAUAACUUGAUAACAACAAAAAAAAAAAUUAAUGUAAUAUUACUAAUAAUUUUUACUGUUGUUAUAUCAUUUCUGAUAUGCUUUUGAAUUAUUGUUUUUAUCAAGGGGUCAUCCAUAAAUGACGUCACGCUUUUUUU
Molecule: messenger RNA, 839 nt
Organism: Physella acuta
Lineage: Eukaryota; Metazoa; Mollusca; Gastropoda; Physidae
Source: RefSeq, a predicted model, not a curated record